CGAGAGUGUGAAUAUUUCCCCUCAGAUGGCGUUCAAGAGCAGGCGGGCGGAGGUCACGACGUAAUUCCUGAAAAAUUAACUCGAUAAAGUGGCUAAUUGUGAUAUAUCUGACAUAAUGACAGACCGAGGGAUAUGUUGAUGACGCAACUGACUUAAACCAGAGCCCCCCCCCAAAAUAGUAUGGAGAUGUCGUCAACCGCUCGCUUCAGACCGGAAAACACUUCUCCAACACCGGAUCUCCACCAUGCCGUGACCUCGGAUGACCCUUUUCGCGACCCGGAGAGGAAGGAGAAGGUCGUGAUCCUAGGAAGCGGGGACAUGAGCCUGGCCUUGUCGCUGGCCAUGAGGAGAGCGGGUGUGCAGCCCGUGGUGGGGAGCAGGACGCCGGAGAGUGCGAGAAUUCGCCUAAGAUCGACGGGGGUCCAGGUGAAAACCCUGGCGGAGGCUCUGAAGGAGGGAGAGGUGGUCGUAGUGGCCAUCCCAGCGGAACACCACGACUCUCUCCCUCGACACCUGCUCGCCGGGAAGAUUGUGGUCGACGUCAGCAACAGACCCCCCGGCAGCCCCCGCCGGCCCGAGAGCGUGGCGGAGCGCCUGCAGGAGUGCCUUCCGGAGAGCCACGUCGUCAAGGCCUUCAACACGCUGUCCGCCUUCGCCCUCCAGCAGGGGGACGUCAGGGGCAGCAAGGAGGUCCCCAUUAGCAGCGACAAUGAUCGUGCUCUCCGCCUUGUGGCAGAUCUGGUACGAACUGUGGGUUUGCAUCCCGUAGACUUCGGCGCGCUGAGGACGGCACGAGAAAUCGAAGAAAUCCCGUUUUCUUUCUUCCGGGAAUGGAAAGUGGCCGGCUCUGUGGCUCUUCUCGUUUUCUUUUUGUUCUAUUUGCUUUUGUUCAUGAGGAGACAGAUAUGCCCGAAUCUGGACAGUACGGACUGGAAUUGGAAUCGAUUCCAGACAUUCCCGUUGAAGAAUGGAAUGCUGGCCUUCGCUCUCACAGGAACCACUAUGUUGCUGCUCUGCUAUGUGCCAGGUACCAUAGCGGGCUACAUACAGCUGUACAGAGGCACGAAGUACUCCACUUUUCCCAGCUGGCUCGACAGAUGGCUUAAGUCUCGGAAACAGAUGGGCUUGCUAGCGCUCCUCAUGGGAUCCUUGCACGGUUGUAUGUCUGUCUUUACUCAAAUGGAUGAAGGAAUGGAUGACCCCGCUCUUUGGUCUCAGCAGCUCUUCAUUGCCCUUGGCAUAGUCCUACUAGGAGUCCUGGCAGUGCUAGGCGUCUCCUCGCUUCCCUCAGUCACUGCAGAACUCACCUGGAGGGAAUUCAGCUUCCUACAGCGUUAUUUAGGAUGGCUUUCGGUCCUUCUCGUCACCGGUCACGCCUUCUUUAAGGGAUACAAGAAGCUGUUCGUACCGCGUUUCGAAUGCGCAGUUCUACCGUCCGAAACACAGAUUAUCGUCUUCCUGUGCUUCCUGACCAUCCUGCUCAAAGUGCCCCUCCUCAUACCCUGCGUUCACUCCCGGCUUAUGAAGGUCAGGCGCGGGUACGAGAGGAUGCCCAACGGGUCGCCUGCCUAAAGUUUUUUUUUUUGUUUUGUUUUUGCUUUUUUUUUUU
Penaeus chinensis is the source of this 1609-nucleotide messenger RNA. RefSeq names its product metalloreductase STEAP3-like. Gene Ontology annotation, cellular component: plasma membrane; endosome. The coding region runs from base 181 to 1572 and encodes 463 amino acids. The record is from RefSeq and is a predicted model, not a curated record. NCBI's taxonomy places the organism in Eukaryota, Metazoa, Arthropoda, Malacostraca, Decapoda, Penaeidae. The transcript is spliced from 10 exons. Gene Ontology annotation, molecular function: cupric reductase (NADH) activity; ferric-chelate reductase (NADPH) activity. Gene Ontology annotation, biological process: copper ion import.